This is a messenger RNA of Schistosoma mattheei, 1638 nucleotides long. The record is from the annotation of a GenBank genome assembly. NCBI's taxonomy places the organism in Eukaryota, Metazoa, Platyhelminthes, Trematoda, Strigeidida, Schistosomatidae.
GAAUUACUAAAAUAAUUUGUUUGACACAGAAGUAGAAAGUCCCAUGAAUUUAGAAGAAAUUUGUUUUAAUUCGCUACACUUGUUGAGGUACAUAUUAGGAUAGAAACACCGAGUGUGGGUAGUUGAACGUAUAUCAACAUGACAACAAUCGAGUAUGGUGGGGGGCCAUCACUUGAGCAACGUCGGGCGUUUGCAAAUUUGGAAAGUGGUGGACAUGUGCCUGGAUACAUGGGAUUUUGUCCACAAUUUAAGUAUAGAUAUGGUCAUACUUUUGGAAAAGAAACAUCAGACAUAGCUAAAGUAACUUGGUUUUUCGGAUAAACGUUUUUUUUAAAUGUAGGAUCUUCCAUAUUAUUCUGGGCCACGAAUUCAAGAACCACUUCGUUUUUAUCCUGUUUCAGACGAAAAUAGCAAAUUCGAAACUUUAAGAUCUAAUUUUAAUGAUCAUGUUUCCGAAAGAAUGUUACCAAAGGCAACAGGAGAUAAUAAAUAUACAGGGGAAAUGAUUCCAGGAUAUUCUGGUGAUAUACCUCAAAUGAAUUUCAAAUUUGGUGGAACAUAUCGUACUCUCUCUGAAGAAUGCGUUGAUCAGUUAGUCAGAGAAUAUAAAUCUGCUGAGAUGAAACGAAAUAAAUUAAAAGAAUCAUCUAACUUAUUAACUAACCUUCAUCCUAUAGCACAUGAUCCUUUAGUUAAGAAUCAUUUAAAUAUAUGGGCAGAUGAUAUGAUGAAGAGGAACUCUGGUGUUUACUCAAACAAGCGUACAACUGAACCACCUAUUCCAGGUUAUAAAGGUUUUAUUCCUCGUAUGGAUACAACAGAACAUGGUUUGGCUAAACGUUUUCAUGAAGCCGCUCAAAGUAGCUUAGAAACAUUUAGAGCUGAAUGUAAAAAUCAUUUUGAUCAUAUUGAUAUGCCAGUGACUAGAUUAGACACUUGUUCACGUCCACGUACUUCAAUACCAUAUAAACCAAAGAGUAAUUAUUAUAGUGCAAGAAUAUUUCAUCAAGAAGGUAUGAUACCAGAUUAUGAAGGUCAUAUUCAUGGUUAUCAAUAUCAUGUUGGCAAAAAUUUCGGUAAUACAACACGUGAUUUAGAAGUAUGUGCACAUCCAUAUUCAUGUUAUGGGGAAUAUGUGAAAAUAAAAGAUUUAACAUCAAAAUAUCUUUCAUAAAAAUAACAAACAGAUUUAAUUUUUCUUUUUCUUUUGUUUUUUUUUUGAUUUUUUAUUUUGUUUUCAUUACUUUAAGCCGAUAACAUGACGUUUAUAUUUGAGAGAGCGCCAAAAAAUCACUUGUUUCUAUCUUCAUUCAUGACCUUGUGCGUAUGCAUGCGCGUGCGCGCAUGUGUGUGUGAUACUCCUUUUUUUCUGACGUGAUUAAUUUUUUUUCAUUUUGAUGAGACUUUUUUGUUUAUUUUUUUGUUGUUUUGAUUUUAGUUAUUUCACUUUUUUAAUUAUCAACAAGAUGAAUUGAAUUCGUAUUUUUCUUUUUAUAAAUAGAGAUAAAGAUGUUUAUUUUUUGUUGUUGUCAAGGCAUGAGACAAUCAUUAAAACAAAAAAAGAGAAAAAACUUUGAACAUUUAUGAAUAUUUUUGUUUAUUUAUUUCAUUCAAUAAAAUAAUCAAUAAUUUUCAUAU